Messenger RNA from Dichomitus squalens LYAD-421 SS1, 1029 nucleotides. RefSeq names its product Clavaminate synthase-like protein. NCBI's taxonomy places the organism in Eukaryota, Fungi, Basidiomycota, Agaricomycetes, Polyporales, Polyporaceae. Bases 1 to 1029 code for a protein of 342 amino acids. Gene Ontology annotation, molecular function: dioxygenase activity. The transcript has 9 exons. The record is from RefSeq and is a predicted model, not a curated record.
AUGCCUGCGACCACUUUCCCACCAGCUCCUCACCAUCAGCCUCCUCCGCCUACUGAGGAAAAUCUGAACUGGGCCGCAUUGCCCAUCGUCGACUUGGCCAAGACGGCCACAUCUGAAGAGAGGGCAGCACUUGCAAUCCAAGUUCGGGAUGCUAUGCGCACGUUCGGAUUCAUGUACAUCAUCAACCAUGGCCUAACUCAACCUCAGAACGAGCGAAUCUUUGAUAUCGCAGACGUGCCCUUUUCACAGAUGGUCGAAGAAGAGAAAAUUCUGUAUUCGAGCAAGAUCGAGGAGACCGGCUCCUACAAAGGCUUCAAGCCCCUCUUCGAGCAGCAGAGCCAUCCGAAAGUACUCGAACCAUUCCUUCCAGAGCUCCGUGCCUUUGCGGAGCAUAAUCAUUUCAAGGUACUGCAUCCCAUUCUGAGACUACUCGCCAUUGGCUUGGAGUUGCCCGAAGAAACGUUUGUGAAGAUGCACGAUAUCUGUGCCACAGGUCCUGGGUUUGUACGUUUCAUGAAAUACUACCCUCGCUCCGAAGAAGACGAGGCCAAGUCCAAGAAUGUAUGGUUCAAGGGACAUACUGAUAUUGGCACCAUCACGAUCCUUUGGAGUCAGCCAAUUUCGGGGCUCCAGAUCAUGACUCCCGAUGGUCAAUGGCGUUGGGUUCGUCAUAUAGACAAUGCCCUAGUCAUCAACAUUGGAGACGCGAUGGAAAUGCUGUCCGGGGGUUACUAUAAGGCGACAAUCCAUCGCGUUGUUCAGCCGCCUCCUGACCAGCGGGGUUACGAACGCCUCGGAGCUUUCUACUUCGCCAUGGCUAACGACGACGUGAUGCUCGUCCCUUUGUCACAAAGUCCCGUUUUGCAGCGUGAAGGAAUUACCAGGAAGAUUCAGGAUAAGGACGCACCGACGAUGGUUCAAUGGCGCAAGGGAGCCAUCAAAUCGUAUGGCUACGUCGAACUUCAGCGUAAGGAUGACGUUAUCGAAGAGGAAGUUGUCGAGGGUAUCACUGUGAAGCAUUACAACUAG